This is a messenger RNA of Spizellomyces punctatus DAOM BR117, 1351 nucleotides long. Its product is annotated as small GTP-binding protein domain. The transcript is spliced from 4 exons. Lineage: Eukaryota; Fungi; Chytridiomycota; Chytridiomycetes; Spizellomycetales; Spizellomycetaceae. Gene Ontology annotation, biological process: small GTPase-mediated signal transduction. Gene Ontology annotation, molecular function: GTPase activity; GTP binding. The coding region runs from base 444 to 1019 and encodes 191 amino acids. The record is from RefSeq and is a predicted model, not a curated record.
AUUUGCCGCAACUUGUAGUCAGCACAAAAACAGGAUACAGAAUUACCAGCUGGCGACAAGUGUGAUUUUGAGACGACGACGACGAACGACAUCGACGUUUGUCUUUUGAAAGUUGGGCUUUGCCACUCGCUUGGGUUCUUGCCGCUAAAAAAACGCCCAAGUCUGUGUGUGUUUUUGCCCUCCGGGUGCCUAGAAAAAAUAUUUCUUUGGGUUCGCUACUCUCUCUCGCCGCGCGUCACUUUUUGAGGGAGACGUGACUUUGAGACGACCAGCAACAUCAGAAGGGCUUGGCGUAUUUUUUCUUCCCAUCGCACGCCCAUAAUCAUUAAGGAAAUCCUCACAAAAGAAAACAUUCCUGUCAAUAAGUCCUCUACCGACGUAUUUGUCCCUUCGCUCUUAGUCGUUGCGUCAGCUACUUGCCAUACAAAAGCCAAGACCUUAGAAUGCAGACAAUCAAGUGUGUUGUGGUGGGAGAUGGUGCGGUCGGAAAGACUUGCUUGUUGAUAUCGUACACAACAAACAAGUUCCCAAGCGAAUACGUUCCGACGGUAUUUGACAACUAUGCUGUGACAGUGAUGAUUGGAAACGAGCCGUAUACCCUCGGUCUUUUCGAUACCGCUGGUCAGGAAGAUUAUGAUCGUCUCCGUCCCCUCUCGUAUCCUCAAACAGAUGUGUUCCUGGUCUGUUUUUCGGUGGUAUCCCCGGCCUCAUUCGAAAACGUGAAAGAAAAAUGGUUCCCUGAGGUACGGCAUCAUUGCCCCGGCGUGCCUUGUAUCAUCGUAGGAACGCAGGUUGAUUUGCGAGAAGAUGCUGCCACAAUCGAAAAGCUCGCCAAAAAUAGACAAAGGCCGAUUGCUGCAGAUGCAGGUGAACGUCUAGCCAAAGAGCUAGGCGCCGUAAAGUACUUGGAAUGUUCGGCAUUGACUCAAAAAGGAUUGAAGAAUGUCUUUGACGAAGCAAUCAUUGCGGCACUCGAGCCCCCUCAAAGCAAAAAGAGCAAAAAGUGCACUCUCCUGUGAUCUCUACCGGCGAUACCAGUAUUUGGCAUUUGGAAUGGACGAUGGAGUUGGUUUUGGGAGAGUGGCGAUAAAAUGAACAGACGGCGCGAACGAAGGGUGCUCAUGAUUUACGUUGCUUCACCCGUCCCUGUGUGUACAUAAUAAUAAUGGCACUCCCGAAGUAGAAGGGCAUACGAGAGUGGAGCUGAUGAUGGUGGGCAGGUAGAGGGGAGAGUAGCGAGGGCUGUCGACGUAUAGUAGCGUUUCUUUUUCUUUUUUCUUUGAAAAUGGUUUGUUAUCUUUCAUACUCGUGGUCUGUCCUUGCCGUCAAGUUAGUUAUAUGCAAUUAUGGG